UUGAGCAUAUUUCUAUUUUCCCUGUUAUAUUUUAAGUUUUUGAGGGGCAGAGACUUUUGUCUGUCUCCCUGGGUCCUGUCACAGCUCCUGAACAAAUGAUCCAAGAAUGGUUACUUGGCUUUCUGGUGCGGGCUAGUCUGCAUCUUGCAACUAUCACCUGGCUGAGAAAUUGCCUCUAUAAAUAAGCAGUCUCUGUUUCAGGUAUAGUUCUCCUGGAUAUUUAUACCACUUCUCUUUCCCCAUCCAAACCUCAAACUUCUAUGUUUGAAUUAGAGGUGAUAUUCAAAUCCUUAGCCACAGCACAAACAAACGGCCCCCAUAAGAAUCAACUUUGCAGAGUCAAGUUCUUUUUUUUUGUGGACAUUUUAGCUGCAGGCACUGUAUCUGCUGGGGAACCCGCAACGAGAUUUUACUUGUCCUUCCACACUGUUCUUUCUGUAGCUUUAUGUGAUCAUGUUCCAGAUGGCUCAGCAGUGUUUCCAAAAUGAAUAUUUUGACAGCUUGCUGCAAGUUUGCAAACCUUGUCAUCUCCGAUGUUCUAAUGCUCCUCCAAUUUGUCAGCAUUAUUGUAAUGCAAGUGUGACCAGUUCAGUGAAAGGAAUGAAUGUGAUUCUCUGGACUUGUUUGGGCCUGAGCUUGACAGUUUCUUUGGCAGUUUUUGUGCUGACGUUCUUACUAAGGAAGAUGAGCUCUGAACCCUCAAAGGAUGAAUUUAAACACACAGGGUCUGCUCUCCUGGACGUGGCUAAUGCUGACCCAGACCAUCACAAAACUGGUGAUGAAAUUCUUCUUCCAAGAGGCCUGGGGUACACUGUGGAGGAAUGUACCUGUGAGGACUGUGCUAAGAGCAAACCAAAGGUUGAUUCUGACCAUUUCUUUCCACUUCCAGCCAUGGAGGAAGGCGCCACCAUUCUUGUCACCACGAAAACAAAUGACUAUUGUAAUAGCCUGUCAGCUGCUUUGGGUGUUACAGAGAUAGAGAAAUCAAUUUCUACUAGAUAAUUAACCAUUUUGACUAAUGUAGAGCUACUUUGAAAACCUUUUGUCAGAAGCAAAAGAUCAUGCAUCAGAUCUCUUUAGGAUGACUUAUUUUUCACUUGCUGAUAACAGCUUUUUGUUGUCUAAUUUUGAAAACUACGUUAGACAUAUUUUUCUACCUUAAUGUUGGGAGCUUAUCUGUGGGAAGUUCCUCAGUUAUGUGAUUAAAUUCUUGACUCACUGAUAAAAAAGUAUGGCAGUCUCUAGAUUCCAGGGUAACCCACUUCUAUGGGUAGAGAUGUACUCUCUCCUGUACACGCACAUACACAUUUCAGGAAAGAUUAGAUUUUUCUCUUUACUGUGAAAAGGAAAGUGAGAUUAUACUCUGUGUGUUUCUGUAAGUAGCAGAAGCCUAGGACUGGCAGACUAAGCCAGC
Molecule: messenger RNA, 1414 nt
Organism: Nycticebus coucang (slow loris)
Lineage: Eukaryota; Metazoa; Chordata; Mammalia; Primates; Lorisidae
Gene: TNFRSF17
Product: TNF receptor superfamily member 17
Exons: 3
Coding region: 454-1002 (182 amino acids)
Biological process (GO): tumor necrosis factor-mediated signaling pathway
Molecular function (GO): signaling receptor activity
Source: RefSeq, a predicted model, not a curated record